Molecule: messenger RNA, 1077 nt
Organism: Hypanus sabinus (Atlantic stingray)
Lineage: Eukaryota; Metazoa; Chordata; Chondrichthyes; Myliobatiformes; Dasyatidae
Product: 4-galactosyl-N-acetylglucosaminide 3-alpha-L-fucosyltransferase 9-like
Exons: 1
Coding region: 1-1077 (358 amino acids)
Cellular component (GO): membrane
Molecular function (GO): alpha-(1->3)-fucosyltransferase activity
Source: RefSeq, a predicted model, not a curated record
AUGAUGUCAACUCAAAAAGGAAUUUUACAUACCGUGUUAAUUUCCAUCAUCAUUUGGGGCUGCCUGGUAACUUUGUUGUUACUCCAUAUUAAACGAUCUAACAGCUGGAUAAAUGCUCCCAUGGAAUCUGCCACCUCUGUUCUACACAUGAGAAACAUCUUUGCUUCACAACAAGAGGACAAUGCAACUGUUGUGCUCAUUUGGCUGUGGCCCUUCGGUAAGAGAUUUGGACUCAGUUCUUGUGAAUCGGAGUUCAACAUCCGUGACUGUCGCUUGACGGUGGAUAAGAACCUGUAUAACAAAUCCCACGCUGUCCUUAUCCAUCACCGGCACAUCAAAUCAGAUUUGUCGAACCUGCCCACACAGCCUCGGCCAAUAUUCCAGAAGUGGGUUUGGGUGAAUUUGGAGUCACCUACUCACACUCCAAAGAAGACUGAGCUUGACAGACUCUUCAAUCUGACAUUGACCUAUCGAAGGGACUCAGAUAUCCCAGUACCUUAUGGAUCACUAUCAAUUAAUAAAGUUCCGUUGGCCUUUGAAUUGCCAAGUAAAAGCAGUCUAGUGUGUUGGAUUGUCAGCAACUGGAACUCUGAACAUGCCAGAGUCAAGUAUUACAAUGAACUCAAUAAGUAUGUUAAAAUCAACAAAUAUGGUAGAGCUUUUGGAAAAAAUCUGAGCAAUAUAGAUUUUAGGCCAACAAUAUCCAAAUGCAAGUUCUAUCUUUCCUUUGAAAACUCGAUACAUGAAGAUUAUAUCACUGAAAAACUCUACAAUGCUCUUUUUGCAGGGAGUGUCCCUGUGGUCCUGGGCCCACCCAGGGAAAACUAUGAAAAUUAUAUUCCAGCCGAUUCCUUCAUUCAUGUGGAUGACUUCCUGUCACCGAAAGAGCUGGCCGACUACCUUCACAUGCUGGAUAGCAACCAAGAGUUAUACAUGAACUACUUCAAAUGGAGGAAAUAUUAUACAGUGAGGAGGACUCGUUUCUGGGCUGAACACGCAUGUUCAGUCUGUCAACAUAUUCAGCAACAUAGAGAAUAUAAAACCCUCUCCAGUUUGGUGAAAUGGUUUUGGGAUUGA